Diorhabda sublineata is the source of this 585-nucleotide messenger RNA. RefSeq names its product protein phosphatase inhibitor 2-like. The record is from RefSeq and is a predicted model, not a curated record. Gene Ontology annotation, biological process: regulation of signal transduction. Gene Ontology annotation, molecular function: protein phosphatase inhibitor activity. NCBI's taxonomy places the organism in Eukaryota, Metazoa, Arthropoda, Insecta, Coleoptera, Chrysomelidae. The transcript has 3 exons. The coding region runs from base 73 to 585 and encodes 170 amino acids.
GCAUUUGACGUUUUUCAUUUAAAUUUGAUGGAUGACACUGUGCCCUGACACCCUUUUAAUUUUUUUUGUGCGAUGGCAGAAAACCUGAAAAGACGGCCCAAGAAAAGUAUUUUAAAAAAUUCUAGUAGUUUUGACAAACAAGAACAACAAAAUGCAAAAAAACAAAAAGAAACGAAAUGGGAUGAAAUGAAUAUAAUAGCGACUCUUCAUCCUGCCGAUAAAGAUUAUGGUCAUAUGAAAAUACAAGAACCUAAAACGCCGUAUAAUUAUAUGGAAGAAGAUACUAUUGAGGAACUAGAUGCGAGUGAAUUAGCAGAAAGGAUAAGAAUAGCAAGACAACAAACUCCUAAGGUAUUACAACCUGACGAAUCCGACGACGAUUCGGAAGAGGAAUUGACGGAGGAACAAAAAAAGAAAAAGAAGGAAUUCGAAUUAAAAAGGAAAAAACAUUAUAACGAAUUUCACGCGUUACAAUUGGCGAAAAAACUUUUAGAAGAAGACGAAGAUGAUGACGACGAUCCACAGGAACAAGGUACCAGCAGUAAAGCGGCUACUGGAUCUAAUCCAGCUAGUAAGAAAAAGUAA